AUGUCUGAUGAAUUUGAUAUAUAUAAUGAUGAUAAUUUUGGUGAUAAUGAAAAUACAAGUCAAGACUUGUAUCCAGAUACUUUAAAUUUGGAAGAAACUGUACUUGGCGAGGAUGACUUAUUUGGAGAUUUUAUGGAAGGUGAAAAGGGAUACGAAGUUAAAUUGGAAAAUACUGAUGAGGAUAAUAAAAAUCUUGGUAGUGAUAAUGCCAAUAUUAAUGCAACUGAAGGUCAAACACAAAGUCUACAACGUGCUUCAUCAACUACUAGUAAUGGAAGUCAAAGCAUGAUGGAUCAUCUUUGUGCUAUAGCGCGUGAUGUUGGAGUGUUAUCUGAAGUUAAAGAAAUCACUUUCUAUGAACACAAGGUUAAUGGAAAAUCAAGAGGUGUUGCUUAUGUAGAAUUCACAACUGAGGAAGCUGCUAGUAAAGUUAAAGAGAGAUUAGAAGAAGUUGAAAUCACAGAUAAAAAAUGCUUGGUAAAUUUCACAAGCUCAGCAAAUGGUAAUCCUUUCAAAACUGUCCCAAAAGAACCACCUUCAAAAGCUUCUCGUCAACAACAACCAUCAGUACAGCAAAGAUCUGCAACAUCUGGAAAUUUACCAAUUCGUCCUAUUAUGAGACCGACAGGCGGUGGAAUGGAUUUCCAUAAUCGUAAUUUCCCCUCAAGGUGUGCAAUGCAACGUGUAAUACUGUGUUUGCAGGUGAUCAAUCCUAUAAAUCUUGAUCUAACCAUAUCAACACGACCAAUACCAUGA
This is a messenger RNA of Entrophospora sp. SA101, 756 nucleotides long. NCBI's taxonomy places the organism in Eukaryota, Fungi, Glomeromycota, Glomeromycetes, Entrophosporales, Entrophosporaceae. The record is from the annotation of a GenBank genome assembly.